AUGGCCCUGUUGGCAUUCGCCCGUACCCCAAUCAAAACUGCCAGCUCUCAAGGCACGACCCCGGUCAUUCCAAUUAAUUCAACUACAUUGAAAGGGAACUUCCAUUUAAGUACUACUGCUGGGCCAACCCCAUUUCUAUCUAGUCAGCGAGUACGGAGUACUUCAUUUCCAGAUGUGACCUUUAUCCCAGAUAUCGAAAAUUCCUGGAAAACAUACACAAGGCUGCUUCCUUCACGUGAUGCUUCAGGUAGCCAACUGUCUACUUCUGUCGGUACUCAAAACAGAUAUUCUUCUUGGAUAGAAGAGGAAUUACGAAAUUCUCAGACAAUAGACUCAGGCUCUGGUGAACAAAUUACUAUCGCAGGAGAUACGCACUUCGAGAUCAUUACAUUCACUGGGAUGAGCUCGGCUUCACGCCCCGAGAAUAUCAACCAUUGUUCCGUUCAGCAUCAAGAAACAGAAAUCAACCAUGAUAAUGAUUUCUUACUCGAAGUCUCUCCUGACACUGAAUCGACUCACUCAGUUAUGUCCGAUUCGAUCUUGACGAAUCCAGUUUACGCACAUUCAACUCAGCACGGAUGUGUUUCUGACUUAGCAUCUACGGAUGAAUUAUCUCAUCCUGAUGAUAAUAGGCCGUUUAUGCCUUCAGCAUCGAUUAGACCCAGCGAGAACUUUCAAGAUACCACCGCCACCACAGGUAACUCUAUCGUGGGACCGUCGUCUGCUAUAUCAGACUCCUUGUCCAAUACAACUACCUCCCAUGGCGUAAAGAAAAGGAGCAUCCUAAUUUCUGUUGGCGUUGUAUCAGUAGCUGUUUGUUUGUUUGUCCUUAUAUUUGAAUGGAGUCGGCGUAGGAACAAACGCAGAGGUGUCAUCUGGAUUGGAUUUUCACCGGAACCAAACUGCGAUGCGCAGGACCCAAGCAAAUCAUAUUUCUCCAUAGAUUGA
Molecule: messenger RNA, 948 nt
Organism: Paecilomyces variotii
Lineage: Eukaryota; Fungi; Ascomycota; Eurotiomycetes; Eurotiales; Thermoascaceae
Exons: 1
Coding region: 1-948 (315 amino acids)
Source: RefSeq, a predicted model, not a curated record